Selaginella moellendorffii is the source of this 1854-nucleotide messenger RNA. Its product is annotated as protein NRT1/ PTR FAMILY 8.1. Gene Ontology annotation, molecular function: transmembrane transporter activity. Gene Ontology annotation, biological process: transmembrane transport. The transcript has 5 exons. Gene Ontology annotation, cellular component: membrane. Lineage: Eukaryota; Viridiplantae; Streptophyta; Lycopodiopsida; Selaginellales; Selaginellaceae. The record is from RefSeq and is a predicted model, not a curated record. Bases 1 to 1854 code for a protein of 617 amino acids.
AUGGCGUGGUGUGCGUGCAGUAGUGCUAGGCGUGGUGGCGCUGGGCAUGGCAUGGGCGCGGGGGCGCUGGGCGGGGAGGAGAGGGAGUGGAGGAGGAGAAAAAACUUACUCUUGGCGGCAUUCUAUUCCCGCAGUCACUCCCAAUCUCCUGCGAUACUUUCUUUCUUCAUUAGUGUAGGGCUGAUCCUUGUUUCUUGUGGAAUGGACAAGAUUCAUGAGGAAUUGGAGCAGGAGCAGCAGGAUGCAACAACCAGAGAUGGGACUGUGGAUUGGUUUGGGAAGCCUGCAGCCAAGGGCUCAACAGGAACUCAAACAUUUGCUUCUGUUGGCUUCUGCGGUGUUUGGACUAACUUAGUUCUCUAUCUCAGUAGAGUACUACAUGAGCGUAAUUCAGAAGCAGCUAAUGCCGUUACUAACUGGGUUGGGACUUCCUACCUCAGCUCCUUACUGGGUGGAUUCCUUGCUGAUGCUUACUGGGGAAAAUAUCGUACAAAUCUCAUAUUUCUUACCAUCUACCUUCUGAAAGCGCUACUGUAUCUUGGACUUUACACAGUAGCUGUAGGUUAUGGAGGAUAUCAGCCUUGCAUCUCAUCAUUCGGAGGUGAUCAAUUUGAUAAGGAGGAUCCUCUUGAACAGAAGCAGGCCACCACCUUCUUCAGCUGGUAUUACAUGUCCAUGAUGGUUGGAGCAAUUAUUUCAGCUACGCUUAUUGUCUAUGUUGAAGACAGUGUGAGCUGGAGCUGUGGGUUCGCUAUAUCUACAGCUGCUGCUGCAGCAUCGAUUAUAAUCUUCUUGAUUGGCACUCGACUAUAUCGGCAUCAAAAAACAGGUGGUAAUCCCUUAACCAGAGUAGUCAAGGUCUUCACUGCAGCCGCUUUCAAACUGUAUGUAGAAGUUCCCUCAGACAGCUCUCAGCUUUAUGAGGUUGACUCUGCUGUUUCUGCUAUUCAAGGAAGUCGUAAGAUCCAGCAUACUCCCAAUUUCAGAUUUCUUGAUAAGGCAGCAGUGAAACUCGAUACUCACGAUGAUAUUAACAUUUCAUGGCGGCUUUGCACAGUCACGCAAGUUGAAGAGGUGAAAUGUAUGAUGCGACUCCUCCCUAUUUGGUCAACAACGAUCAUAUUCUCAACAUUGUACACACAAGUGAGCACUCUGUUUGUCGAGCAAGGCGCUGGUAUGAACACGCUGGUAGGCAACUUCAAAAUACUGCCAGGAUCUCUGUCAACAUUUUGCAUGCUAAGUGUCAUCUUAUGCAGUCCUGCAUAUGAGUGGCUUCUAGUUCCAGCAGCCCGUAAGUUAACAGGCAAAGAGCGCGGAAUUACCAACCUGCAACGAAUGGGAACCGGCAAGGUAGUUGUAACAACUGCAAUGGUCUGUGCCGCUUUUGUGGAGGUCUUCAGGCUGAAGUCCGUGGCAAGAACAAAUUCAGCUCCUCUUCUGAGCGACUUCUGGCAGCUACCACAAUACUUUCUGGUCGGCCUGUCUGAGGUGUUUGCCUACAGUGGGCAGCUGGAUUUCUUUUACGAGCAGUCACCUGAUGCCAUGAGGGGCGUAGGACUUGCUUUGUCCCAGUGCUCAUUUGCCUUGGGGAAUUAUCUGAGCAGUUUGCAGGUGGUGCUAGUUACGAAAGUCACAGGUUGGCUCCCCGAUGAUCUUAACCGUGGUAACCUUGACUACUACUUUUGGUUUCUAACAAUACUCAGCUUUGUCAACCUGGCGUUCUAUCUGUUCUGCUCUCUGCGCUACAAACUCAUUCAAAUCAACCACAACGAUUCAGUUUCAUUGAGGGCGAGUUAUGCUCAGCUUGAUCUUGACCCGGAGGAUCUGAUUGUUGAAAGGUAUGCCUCCGGAUGA